AUGCUUUUACGGGGCGCUCCAUCAAAAGGGGACCCACGGAAAGCACAUGUGCGGCGGACAGUUCUCGACGACCCGUCAGAGGCUGAGUUGUCAGCUUUUCGCAUUCUGCAAAACGAAUUUGCGACGAAACCAUGGCCGGCACACCACGAUCGAAAUCGGCAGUUAUACAUGGACCUUGACGCCUCAAAGGAAGCUGGUUUUGGGGCGAUGGUUUAUCAUACCACCCCGGGGUACUCUCAUGACCCACAAAAGCCCCCUGCAUCAACAGCUAUUCAACCAGUGCUUUUCCUGAGCAGAUGCCUUUCGCGAGCUGAAUCUAACUACUGGCCGACUGAGCUCGAAGUUGCGUGUCUGGUGUGGGUGUUGCGAAAAGUUCGCCACCUCGUCCAGGCUGCUCCAGUUGACCUACCAGUCAUUAUCUACACAGAUCAUAGUGGCACGACAGCCAUUGCAGACAGUGCGAGUCUUCGAUCAGUAGCGUCGGACAGAUUGAAUCUUCGAUUAGUGCGUGCCUCGCAAUAUAUUCAACAAUUCAGGGUAAAGGUUUUCCAUCCGCCUGGCGUCACAAAUAAGGUGGCAGAUGCGCUGUCUAGACUCCCAUCAACCGACCCAACUUUGGCAGAUGAGGACCAGGACGAUCUAGACGCAUUAUGCGUCACCCCUGAUCAAUCAGAUCAACACUCAUCUACGAUUCACAUCUCAGAUGAGUUCCGUGACCGGGUUCGGGCACUCUAUGACGCUGACCGGCGAUGGUCGUCAGUGAUCAAGACGAUUACUACUCCAUCUGAUGACCCGGUGCAGCCAGUGCUUCCAUAUGAGUACGAGGAUGGACUACUCUACCAAGUCGAUGCAGAGGGAACCAGAAGUCUGUGCCUCCCAAAAUCCCUUGCCGCAGAAAUCUUCCGCCUAGUACAUGAUGAGCAGGCACAUCAAGGCUUAGACAGAUCGUGGAGCAAACUGAGAGGGCUAGUUUUUCCUCGUGGUCUCAAACUCUUACACGAAUAUAUUAAACACUGUCCUCAGUGCAUGGAUAACCGCACAGCAAGGCAUCGUCCUUAUGGCUCUCUACAACCGGUCCUAUCACCACCAGUCCCGUUUCACACGGUCACACUUGACAUUGUCCUCGGCCUACCAAUGUCCUCAGACGGUUUUGAUGCUAUGAUGACGGUCACUGACAAGUUCUCGAAGGCAGUUGGUCUAAUCGCGGGAAAAGCAAAAUGGGACGGCAAAGACUGGGCGUGGCCACUACUGACAUUUUUCUGGAUGGCGAAUUGGGGCCUUCCAGCCGCCAUUGUUUCUGACCGCGACCCGAAGUUCACACAGGGUCUCUGGAGUGCCAUUUUCUCAAUCCUCAUCUCGCUACUAUACUCCAAUACGAAAGUAUCAUCCACCAUCUUUCGGUCUUCUUCGCCCAAACGGUAG
Molecule: messenger RNA, 1422 nt
Organism: Penicillium argentinense
Lineage: Eukaryota; Fungi; Ascomycota; Eurotiomycetes; Eurotiales; Aspergillaceae
Exons: 1
Coding region: 1-1422 (473 amino acids)
Molecular function (GO): nucleic acid binding
Source: RefSeq, a predicted model, not a curated record